AGAGCCGAAGCAUCUAACGAUGAAGCACAAGUACCAACCCAUCUGUAUCCUAAGCUCCCCGACCGGUGUCAGUGUGACCGAAAGAGAUUAUGUACACUAUUAAGGUGUUGGUGUGUCUCGUACUUUGUACGGCAGGAACCUUUGGCGCACCUCAACGACCAUCGGGUGGCGCUGACAAGGAUGCGGUGAUUACGUCUCAACAACUCGAAGUCAAUUUCGAUGGCAAUUACGUAAAUAAUUUCGAAACGAGCAACGGCAUCAGCCAUCAAGAAUCCGGCCAACCAAAACAAGUGGACAACGAGACUCCAGUAGUCUCCCAGGGUUCGGACUCUUACACGGCACCAGAUGGACAACAGGUUAGCAUAACGUACGUCGCUGAUGAAAAUGGAUUCCAGGUUCAAGGUUCGCAUAUCCCAACGGCACCACCAAUACCUCCUGAGAUCCAAAGGGCGCUCGAAUGGAACGCGGCUCACCCCGAGGAGGAUGAUGGUGGUCAAGCCAGACCGAACCCGAGAGGUUAAACAGCGAAAUUUUACCUCAAAUGUGACCUGAUUCCAAGCCAGCUUGCCAUGGAUAGAACCGACCCUCGAGCUACCUACGCAAACCAUAAAAAUAAAUAUAGUUUGGUAUAUUAAUCUAGGAUUAUACACGUAACCGAAAG
This is a messenger RNA of Polistes dominula (European paper wasp), 661 nucleotides long. It is a transcript of the gene CPR14, whose product is annotated as cuticular protein 14. The record is from RefSeq and is a predicted model, not a curated record. Gene Ontology annotation, molecular function: structural constituent of chitin-based larval cuticle. NCBI's taxonomy places the organism in Eukaryota, Metazoa, Arthropoda, Insecta, Hymenoptera, Vespidae. Gene Ontology annotation, cellular component: chitin-based extracellular matrix.